CCAUCCACCACCCCAUCCCCAUCCCCAUCCACCACCCCAUCCCCAUCCCCAUCCACCACCCCAUCCCCAUCCCCAUCCACCACCCCAUCCCCAUCCACCACCCCAUCCCCAUCCACCAACCCAUCCCCAUCCCCAUCCACCACCCCAUCCCCAUCCCCAUCCCCAUCCACCACCCCAUCCCCAACCACCACCCCAUCCCCAACCACCACCCCAUCCCCAACCACCCCAUCCCCAUCCACCAACCCAUCCCCAUCCCCAUCCACCACCCCAUCCCCAUCCCCAUCCCCAUCCACCACCCCAUCCCCAUCCACCACCCCAUCCCCAACAACCACCCCAUCCCCAUCCCCAUCCACCACCCCAUCCCCAUCCCCAUCCCCAACCACCACCCCAUCCCCAUCCCCAACCACCACCCCAUCCCCAACCACCACCCCAUCCCCAACCACCCCAUCCCCAUCCACCACCCCAUCCCCAUCCACCACCCCAUCCCCAACAACCACCCCAUCCCCAACCACCACCCCAUCCCCAUCCUCAUCCACCACCCCAUCCCCAUCCCCAUCCCCAACCACCACCCCAUCCCCAUCCCCAACCACCACCCCAUCCCCAUCCCCAUCCCCAUCCACCACCCCAUCCCCAUCCCCAUCCACCAACCCAUCCCCAUCCACCACCCCAUCCCCGUCCACCACCCCAUCCCCAUCUCCAUCCACCACCCCAUCCCCAUCCCCAUCCACCACCCCAUCCCCAUCCCCAUCCACCACCCCAUCCCCAUCCCCAUCCACCACCCCAUCCCCAUCCACCACCCCAUCCCCAUCCACCAACCCAUCCCCAUCCCCAUCCACCACCCCAUCCCCAUCCCCAUCCACCACCCCAUCCCCAACCACCACCCCAUCCCCAACCACCACCCCAUCCCCAACCACCCCAUCCCCAUCCACCAACCCAUCCCCAUCCCCAUCCACCACCCCAUCCCCAUCCCCAUCCCCAUCCACCACCCCAUCCCCAUCCACCACCCCAUCCCCAUCCACCACCCCAUCCCCAACAACCACCCCAUCCCCAUCCCCAUCCACCACCCCAUCCCCAUCCCCAUCCCCAACCACCACCCCAUCCCCAUCCCCAACCACCACCCCAUCCCCAACCACCACCCCAUCCCCAACCACCCCAUCCCCAUCCACCACCCCAUCCCCAUCCACCACCCCAUCCCCAACAACCACCCCAUCCCCAACCACCACCCCAUCCCCAUCCUCAUCCACCACCCCAUCCCCAUCCCCAUCCCCAACCACCACCCCAUCCCCAUCCCCAACCACCACCCCAUCCCCAUCCCCAUCCCCAACCACCACCCCA
This is a messenger RNA of Oncorhynchus nerka (sockeye salmon), 1335 nucleotides long. Its product is annotated as cell surface glycoprotein 1-like. The record is from RefSeq and is a predicted model, not a curated record. NCBI's taxonomy places the organism in Eukaryota, Metazoa, Chordata, Actinopteri, Salmoniformes, Salmonidae. The annotation marks the transcript as partial. The transcript has a single exon.